AUGAAGGAGGAAACAUUUAUUGGUUAUGCUGCUUUACAACCUUUCGUCUUGGACGAUCUAAAAACUCAUUUGCAGAAAUAUGAAUUCAAGCCUCGUCCACUUGAGGAUGAUGAAGUAGAAAUUCAGGUCUCAGCUUGCGGAAUCUGUGGUUCUGAUAUACAUCAGAUCACAAAUGGCUGGAAACGGGCCAAUUACCCUUUAAUUGUUGGACAUGAGUUUAUAGGAACAAUAACAGCUCUGGGUAAGGACGUGAAACAGUUAUUGUUAGGACAACGUGUCGGUGUCAGCCCUGUUUGCAGAUCAUGCGGAGAAUGUGAGCAAUGUAAGAAUUCCUUUGGCCAGUUAUGUCCAGCAAAAGUAACAACUUACAAUGGGCAAUAUAAAAAUCACCCUACCUUUGGUGCCUUUGCAAAUAAAGUAAGAGUACAAGCAGCUUGGGCUAUUCCCAUCCCUGAUGCUAUCAGCGAUGAAGAAGGUGCACCUCUAUUGUGUGCGGGAAUAACCACUUAUGCGCCAUUCAAGCACAAUAAUAUUGCCGAUGGAAGUGCUGUGGGUGUUGUUGGAAUUGGUGGGCUCGGCCAUCUUGCAAUUCAAUGGGCCAAAGCCUUCAAGUGUGAGAAGAUUCUCGCUAUAUCUUCAAGUAUGCGGAAGCAAUCAGAUUCUCUAAAGCUCGGUGCAACCGAUUUCAUUGUCCUUAACAGUGACGGAGAUUUCGAUGACAAAUAUAAACGCACAUUGGACAUGCUUGUAGUUUGUGGUUCAGGACGAUCUACAAACUGGGGAAAACUAACCGAGUUUAUUAAACCACGUGGUAAAAUGAUUUUGUUGGAUGUACCAGAAGAACCUAUUGUGCUGCCACCGGCAUCAUUCAUCUAUCAAAAUAUCAGUUUAAUUGGCAGUUUUGUUGGCAGUAAUGAUGAUUUAAAAGAUAUGUUAGCUUUAGCCGCUCAAACUGGUGUUCGUCCAUGGAUCCAAAAGGUCGGUGGAUCUUUAGAAGGGGUUAUGGCAGGUGUUACGGAUUUAAUACGUGGUAAAGCACAUUACCGAAUUGUUCUGAGCCACAAAGAGGAAUAG
Molecule: messenger RNA, 1074 nt
Organism: Mycotypha africana
Lineage: Eukaryota; Fungi; Mucoromycota; Mucoromycetes; Mucorales; Mycotyphaceae
Product: chaperonin 10-like protein
Exons: 7
Coding region: 1-1074 (357 amino acids)
Biological process (GO): alcohol metabolic process
Molecular function (GO): zinc ion binding; alcohol dehydrogenase (NADP+) activity
Source: RefSeq, a predicted model, not a curated record